This is a messenger RNA of Drosophila serrata, 1833 nucleotides long. It is a transcript of the gene Cyp6g1, whose product is annotated as Cytochrome P450 6g1. Gene Ontology annotation, molecular function: monooxygenase activity; oxidoreductase activity, acting on paired donors, with incorporation or reduction of molecular oxygen; iron ion binding. The record is from RefSeq and is a predicted model, not a curated record. Gene Ontology annotation, biological process: response to DDT; insecticide catabolic process. Lineage: Eukaryota; Metazoa; Arthropoda; Insecta; Diptera; Drosophilidae.
AGAAUUCCGAUAAGGAUAACGAAACUCAAAGAUGGCAUUAACCGAGGCCCUCUUUCUGGUGGUUGCCGCCCUGGGAGCGGUGUACGUGUGGUUCCAGCGCAAUCACAGCUACUGGCAGCGCAAGGGAUUGCCUUACAUCCCGCCCACGCCCAUCAUUGGAAAUACUAAGGCGGUCUUCCAGCUGCAGAACUCGUUCGGUUUGUAUCUAUCGGAGCUGUAUAAUGAUCCCCGGGUUAAGGACGAAGCUGUGGUGGGAAUUUAUGCCCUCAAUAGGCCCGGCCUGAUUAUCCGCGAUCCCGAGUUGAUCAAAUCUGUGCUGAUUAAGGACUUUAAUCGGUUCCACAACCGCAACGCCCGCUGCGAUCCUCAUGGAGAUCCCUUGGGCUAUAAUAAUCUGUUCUUUGUGAGGGAUACCCAUUGGAAGGAUAUUCGCACCAAGCUUACGCCCGUAUUUACCAGUGGCAAGGUUAAGCAGAUGUACACCCUAAUGCAAGAGAUUGGCAAGGAUCUGGAGACAUCUCUGCAAAAACAUGGCGAGAAGAGCUCUGGUAAAUUUAUCACCGAGAUUAAGGAAAUCUGCGCCCAGUUCUCCACCGACAGCAUAGCCACUAUUGCCUUUGGUAUUCGCAAUAGCCUGCAGAAUCCAAAUGCGGAGUUCCGUAACCAUGGUCGCAAGCUAUUCACCUUUACAAUACCCCGUGCUAAGGACUUCUUCGUGGCCUUCUUUCUGCCUAAGUUGGUUUCGCUGCUGCGUAUCCAGUUCUUCACACAGGAGUUCGCUCACUUCAUGCGCAACACCAUUGGACAUGUGAUGGCAGAAAGGGAGCGCACCGGCUUAAUCCGCAACGAUUUGAUUGAUGUUUUAGUUGGGCUGCGAAAGGAAGCGGCAGAGGAGCCUACAAAGCCGCACUAUGCCAGAAACAAUGACUUCCUGGUGGCCCAAGCGGGUGUCUUCUUCACCGCUGGCUUUGAGACCUCUUCCUCGACGAUGUCCUUUGCUCUUUACGAGCUGGCCAAGCAUCCGGAGAUGCAGGAACGUUUGCGAAAGGAGAUCAACGAAGCUCUGGUGGAAGGCGGCGGAACUUUGUCCUACGAGAAGAUCCAAUCCCUGGAGUAUUUGUCCAUGGUGGUGGAUGAGGUGCUGCGUAUGUACCCAGUGCUCCCGUUCCUGGACCGAUACAACAGCAUUGAGGGUGAGCCGGAUUUGUCGCUGAAGCCAUUCUAUGAUUUUACGUAUGAGAACGGAACCGCUGUUUUUAUACCAAUCUAUGGACUGCAUCAUGAUCCCAAGUACUGGACCAAUCCCAGCAAGUUCGAUCCGGAGCGUUUCUCGCCCGAAAAUCGUAAAUCGAUUGUGGCCAUGGCCUACCAGCCCUUCGGAACUGGCCCCCACAACUGCAUCGGCAGUCGCAUUGGACUGCUGCAGAGCAAACUGGGACUGGUGCACCUGCUGAAGAACCAUGCAGUAAGGAAUUGCGCCGAUACCAUGAAGGAGAUGAAGUUCGAUCCCAAGGGCUUUGUGCUGCAGGCUGAGAGUGGAAUCAACCUGGAGGUAGUCAAUGAUUGUCUCUACGACAAGAGUGCAUCGCCGGUGCAGUGAAUCUGUGAACUCUAGACCUAAAUCUAAUAUAAUCGUAGAUAGUGAGUGACGAGAUAAUCGCCUGCCUGUCGUUUUACCAAUUAUACAAUAAUCCGCGCCAGAAACGGCGCUUCGGCACUGGUAAAUAAAAACAAAACAGAAAAAUUAUCAAAUUAAAUGUAAUCUGUUGAGCUCUCGGUUAGAGAGUCUAUAAAAUUACGCCACCAAUAAAUAAAUGUAAUCUACAUCUAAUA